Messenger RNA from Diabrotica virgifera virgifera (western corn rootworm), 871 nucleotides. RefSeq lists its product as uncharacterized. NCBI's taxonomy places the organism in Eukaryota, Metazoa, Arthropoda, Insecta, Coleoptera, Chrysomelidae. The record is from RefSeq and is a predicted model, not a curated record. Bases 101 to 784 code for a protein of 227 amino acids. The transcript is spliced from 4 exons.
GGACCGCAGUUGAGUUUUUUUUGAUAUAAAUAUUGCCGGUCAACUUUUGAUUGUUAUCAUUUGUUCGAGUGAUAACAAGAACUAACUACCUACCAAAACAAUGAAGUCGAUAGUAGCAGCUAUUCUCCUUGUCGCCACCAUCGUCUCUGCUGAGCCUCCACGUCAAUUUCUGAGACAGAAAGCCGCGGAAGCUCCCUACGAACCAAGUGGUUGGAAACCAAAUGGACCUCUUCUCCAGUACCCAGUGAGAAGUAACGUUCAAGCCUAUGGAGCUCCAGAACCUCAAACUAUCUAUGGACCUCCAGAGCCACAAAGCAGCUAUGGACCUCCUACGAACGACACUGAGUUAGAGCCUACUACAACUGAAACAUUUGAAGAAACUACUACUUUGGAGCCACAGGCCGAAAAUAUAAAGACAUCGCCUUCAUCAGGAAAACUACAAGCCAAAAAAUCAGAAAAAUCCACCGCUCCACAGCCAAACCAAUUCUUCUUCAUCGUGAACCCAGCCCAAUCUGAAAGAUUGGUCUUGGCACCAUUGAGAGUUACACCAGUAAAUGCAAAACCAGUUGCACCAAUAAGGGCCCCAGCACGUGUCGCUGCUCCAGCUCGUUUGGAAGAGUUUCCUCAGGUAGUAGAAGUAGACCAAACAGUUCCCGUUCAAGUAGAGCAGGCCGUACCUGUUCAAUACGCACAAGUUCAAGCAGUUCCUUUCCUUCCUGGAUAUGUUUCUCAAUCAUCGAUUGUGACACCAUACAGUUCCUCUUUUGUACAGAUUUACCAAUAAUCUUUUGACAAUCGUAUUUGUGAUGCUAUUUUAUUUAUUUAAUGUUUACAAUAAUUUAAAGCUUUAUUAAUAAAUGUAUUGAAUUUA